This is a messenger RNA of Cetraspora pellucida, 1146 nucleotides long. Lineage: Eukaryota; Fungi; Glomeromycota; Glomeromycetes; Diversisporales; Gigasporaceae. The record is from the annotation of a GenBank genome assembly.
AUGAAACAACAAAAAGAAACAAUUGAGGCUUGUUCGGUAUUAGCUCUUGGUCGCCCGAGCUCAAUGCCACAAAAUUAUUCUUCGUCAGAAGAUAUUCAAAGGAAAUACUUACCUUAUUACAACCCUGACUUGAGUUGUUCGCCCGCUUCAAUGAUAGAACCGUUCUCUCUAUCUACGGCGGGUAAUUACUGCUAUUAUCCUCCACUAUUUUCUUUAGGGCCACCGACCUCUCAUACUUUGUCUCCGGAAUCUUCAUCUCCUGAAACUUGCUCUGAUCUAGACCUUGAUCUCACUGAUAGUUUCUCGGCGGACUCACCUCCUUCUUAUUUUACAGAUCCUUCAUUUCCAAUUAAAAUGGAGAAUCUACAUCAAAGUUCAUUAAAUAAUGAUCAUGAUUAUAAUGUUGCAAUGGCCAUGGCUAAAGAAAUGCCAAUUGGUCAUUUUUCUCCAUAUUCUACACAAGAAUCACCUUUUGUCGGUGUUCUUCAAACUUCACAAGAAAAGAUUUCCAAUAUUUCCAAUUCGACCACGGAUUCGUUAUUCGAAAUGGAUGCGAAAUCUUUAUUCCAACGUGAAUUAUGUCUGGAUGCUCGAGACUAUUUUAGUGCCGACAUGGCCUCGGAAGCUGCACGCCGCAAAUCACUUGAUGACGCUAUCUUUCUCCGCAAGAUCGCCUCAACUCCAGUGAAAUCUGAAGUAGCUUUCCAACAGCACAAUCGCCGCAAAUCUUUACCUGGUAAUGAGUUGACUCAACGUCUUCAUAUUGAAACUUUGGGUACCACUACCAAACAGCAAAGAAAAUCUACAAAAUCGCUUGCCCCAUUCGCCUGUCCUCAUGAACAUUGCCCUAAGACCUUUACUCGGCAAUACAACUUGAAGUCACAUCUUCGAACCCACACUGAUGAACGACCUUUCGUGUGCAAUUAUCCUGGCUGCCCUCGAGCCUUUGCACGACAACAUGAUCUUAAGCGUCAUCAGAAACUACAUCUGGGAUUAAAGCCCCAUGUUUGUGGUAAUUGUGGUCGCGCUUUUGCGCGCUUGGAUGCACUGAAUCGUCAUUUAAGAAGUGAUAAUGCGACUCAAUGUGCUCAAGCAACACUGGCAAAUCCAACAGCUGGCAAGUUAUUUAAAUCAGUUAAUAUAUAG